AUGAAUGAACUCCGAGGCAGAAAGGUUCAAAAGAUCGAAACUCCGGUUCCAGGAUGCUUGGGAAGGAUGGUGAACCUAUUUGAUCUAGGAACAGCUGUUAAUGGGAACAAGUUGCUUACCGAUAAACCACACCGUGAUGGAUCCUCUCUGUCAAGGAGCCGAUCUGAUGUGACUCGAACGCCAAGCCCCUCUCAUAAAAGCCGUUUAGAAUCUGAGUUGGUAAUGCCUGAUCUAAGGAGAAGUGCUUCUAGCAAAGUAAGUGGCACACCGAUGAAGAAACUCAUUGCUCGAGAGAUGUCAAAAGAAGUCGAACCUAAACAGAGCCCAACUAACGUGGUUGCUAAGUUGAUGGGUUUGGAAACAUUUCCUCAGCUGCAGCUUGAGACUCCUCCACAGCAGCGAAGCAAAUCCAGAAGCUAUUCACACUCUUCACCGAAUCAAGCAGUGGAUAACGAGGUCCAAAAGUAUGAAGAGCUCAGCAGAGAAUUCAAAGAUGUGUAUGAAAUGUGGCAGUCUCCUCAGAAGGUGAGUCGUUCAAGGGAUAGCUCUCCUAGAAGAGGAAGAUAUGAUGAGAGCACGACUGAGAAACUUGUUCGUCAGAAGUUUGCGGAAGCAAAACGCCUUGUAACGGAUGAAAACCUUCACCAGUCCAAAGAGUUCCAAGAUGCACUUGAGUUCUUAAGCUCCAACAAGGACUUGUUUGUUAAGUUUCUCCAGGAAUCAAACUCAUUCUCUCAGCAUCUCUCCGACUUGCAGCAUGCUCCUCCUCACUCAGAGGCGAAGCGCAUCACGGUACUGAGACCUUCAAAGGCUGUUGAAACUGAGAAAUAUGUAGUUCAAGGGAGGAAGAACAAGCAGGUCAAGAAAUUGGCUUCAUCAAGUCAAGAAAGUGGAUGGAGAAAUGGUUACUCGUCAUCUUAUGUCAACCGAAGCGAGGAACAUCCUGUACAUCCAACUAGAAUUGUAGUCUUGAAGCCUAGUCUAGGGAAGUCUCUUGACAUAAAAGCUGUUUCAUCAUCUCCAUCCUCACCGAGGGGUUUACAUAGUGGAGCAUAUUUUGAUGAGCUUGGAGACGUUGAGACUAAAGAAGUAGCCAAAGAAAUUACUCGCCAAGUGCGUGAAAAUCUGAUGGGUCACCACAGGAAUGAGACUCAGUGUUCUUCUGUGCUCUCCAAUGGUUAUAACGGAGAUGACAGUUCGUUUAACAAGUCUGAUAACGAAGAUCCAGUGGGAAACCUUAGCGAUUGUGAGAUCAUGUCACCACCUUCUAGGCAUUCGUGGGACUGUCCAAACAGGUUUGAAAGUCCUUUCUCUCCUUCCUCUUUCAGCCGAGCUUCGUUUUCUCCAGAGUCAUCUGUCUGCAGAGAGGCGAAAAAGCGUCUCUCUGAAAGAUGGGCGUUGAUGUCAGUAACCGGAAGCACUCAGCCGCAGCAUAAACAUGUACUAAGAACCUCAAGCACCUUAGGGGAAAUGCUUGCACUCUCAGAGACUAAAGUGACAACUGAACCUUACGAAGAGAGCAACGAAGUAGCAUUAGAGACAAGAGCGUCGACGUCAUGCAUAACCAGUGAUGUGAGUCAAGUGGAAAUGGCAAAUGAUUCUCUGAAUAUCCUUGCAAGGUCAAAAUCAGUCCCUGUUGUUAGGCUCAACGGAGAACCAUCUGCUUCAGGGACUUCCAAUGCACAGGCUCCACGAGAGCUGACUGAGACAGGAAGCUUGAAAUCGCCAUGGAAAGUCUCAAACUUGUUCUUCUUCAAGAACAAGAAAGCAAGCAAGGAGAAAAGAGAUCCAUCUCAGCAAAGCAGUAUAUCUCAAACAGCAACGCCUUCUUCUUCUGUGACUCCUCCCGGGGAAGAUUGUGUCCCUCCUGAUGCAUCACAACUGCAAAGUAUAGUCUCUGAAGAGGAGGAGCUGACUACACCAAAGCCCCUAGCGGCUGGGAAUACAGGUGAAAACCAGGACCAGCCGAGUCCCAUUUCGGUUUUGUUUCCGCCAUUCGAAGAGGAAGGUGUCGCCACUCCAGAAUGUUCUGGCUCAUCCAAGCCAUGGACGACGACUCAAGGAGAGGAAACGUCUCUUAAAUCUAACCUUAUAGACAAAUCACCACCAAUAGGCUCAAUCGCUCGGAUCCUCUCAUGGGAGGAUGAUGAUAACUCUUGCACAGACAACAUAUCUAAACCAGAAGUGGGAGUCCAUGAAGAUGAAGAUUGGUACUUCUUCAUAGAAACGCUCUUGACAGCUGCUGGUUUCAGCAGAGGCUGCACCGUCUCUCUAAUGUCACGGUGGAGCUUGCCAAACAGUCCUUUAGACCCUUCACUCAGAGACAAAUACACCAAUCUAGACAUCAACAACAACGUCAAGGAGUUUAUCCAAGAAGGCAAACGCAGACAACAAAGAUCAACACGUAAGCUCAUUUUCGACCGAAUCGACUCCAUCGUUUCGGAAACAACUAGCACGGGCAAUGAUGACUCUCCACGUUUCGACCUGGUGGAGCAUGUUUGGUCUCAGCUAAAGGAAUGGCUCUCAGAUGAGCCUAGCAAGUGUGACUCAGUAGAGGAGAUGGACGCGAAUAGUUUUGCUGCAGAGAGUCUAGUGAAGGAAGAGAUUGUGGGGAGGACAUGGACUCGUAGCUUGCAAGUCGAAGUAGAUGACUUUGGGAUUGAAAUUGAAAGCAGAUUGUUGCAAGAGCUCGUAGAGGAAGCCAUUAUCGAUCUUACACGAUGA
Molecule: messenger RNA, 2724 nt
Organism: Microthlaspi erraticum
Lineage: Eukaryota; Viridiplantae; Streptophyta; Magnoliopsida; Brassicales; Brassicaceae
Source: the annotation of a GenBank genome assembly